Molecule: messenger RNA, 996 nt
Organism: Plasmopara halstedii
Lineage: Eukaryota; Oomycota; Peronosporomycetes; Peronosporales; Peronosporaceae
Product: Histone H3 (Lys9) methyltransferase SUV39H1/Clr4, required for transcriptional silencing
Exons: 6
Coding region: 1-996 (331 amino acids)
Molecular function (GO): protein binding
Source: RefSeq, a predicted model, not a curated record
AUGGCGCAACUCCUUCGAGCAGCAGCUAAUGGUGAUCUUGACAAAGUCAUAGCAUUACGCGGCAGCUGGGGCUUUCAAAAUAAAAAGGGCGAGUCUGUGCUGCAUGUGGCAGUAGCCGAAGAUCAGCUCGAGAUUGUGCAGCAUCUCGUUUGCAACGGGGCUAAUCUAAAUCUACAGGAGAAGAAGCACCGCUUUACGCCGCUUAUGCUGGCGCUAGCUCAGCAACCAAUGAGAUUUGAGGAAAUUUUUCAUGCCUUGCUCAAGGGAAAACCCGAUCUGAGCAUACAGAACUCGUCUGGCCAAACAGUGCUGCAUCUAGCCGCAGAGUAUGAAGAAGUCGAGCCGCUAAAGCUGCUAUUACGAGCAAAGCUCAACGUGGACUUACAUGACGAUCAGAAGAUGACAGCGCUUCAUGUAGCAGUAGGAAAGCAAAACGUUGAUAUCGUACAGCUACUGGUCGAAUCUGGUCGUGCUAAUGUUAAUGUCGUGGACAGCAAGGGCAAUUCAGCACUGCACUGGGCGUGUAUGAAGAACGGUGACGACCAAUUGGAGCUGCUCAAAUUUUUAAUUUCGAAGGGUGCAAAACCUCUGAAAAAUAGUCACGGCAACACACCGCUGCACACAGAAGCCAUGCACUGCGACCCAAGUGCGAAUUGGCCGACUGCCGCAGCAAAUUUGCUAGUUACUGCGUUUCCAGACUUAAAAGAUGGAGUCAACAAUCGUGGAUUGACUGCACAACAAAUUUUUGAACACGAUAUUGAUACAGAAGACCCAGUGGAAGUCAAGUCCAAUACGCAAAAAGAUUGUCGGAGCAAAAGUAAUGAUGACGAGCUGUAUCAGUAUAAUACGGAAGCAGUUCGUGCUGCUGCUAUCGCCCACUCUAAAAAGAAGACCACAAAGAAAAUUACCAAGGAAGGCAGUGGCAUAGCUCUGUACAUGUGGAUUGCCGUGCUUUUAGCGAUCAUAGCUAUCUGGUACGCUAUGUAUUGGAUUUAG